CCCCAGGGCCGAGGGUGGAGCUUUCCCAGUCGGCCGGGAAGAGCUGGGCCCGGCCUACAUGUGAGGGCUGGAGAGAGCGACGGCGGACUCUUUCCUGCGGAGUUCGGAUGGUGGUGGACACGGCCAGACCGAUUCUCGGGACUCUGAGCUGCGGAUCACUGGAUGCUCCAGAUUCCCCGGACCCAAUCCCCAACUUCAGACCCCCAGGACCUUGCAGGUCGGAGCCUGGCUUUGGCCCUGCGCUCCAGAUUCCCGGAACAGGGCCUCUGACCGACUCCGGAUUUCCAGAUUCCGUGCGGAGAUUCCCAAUCCUGAGAUCCCUGGAUCCGUGCCACUGGCUCUUGCCCCGCCCCGGGUGCCCAGAGCCGGGCGCCCCCGCAUGGCAGGGCCGUGCCAGCGGUCCGGAGCCCUGGAGCGCGCCGGCAGCUGCUGGCAGGACCCUCUGGCCGAGGCGCUGAGCCGGGGCCGGCCCCCCGCCGCAUCCCCCGGCCGGGGCUGCGCUCGAAGCCGGCCGCUCAGCGUGGUUUAUGUGCUGACCCGGGAGCCGCAGCCCGGGGUAGAGCACGAGGCUGGAGCCGAGACGGAGCCGCUGACCCUGCGCUGCCUGCGCGAGGCCUGCGCGCAGCUCCCGGGGCCGCGACCGCGACCGCAGCUGCGCACCCUACCCUUCGGGACGCUGGCUUUGGGAGACACCGCGGCUCUGGAUUGCUUCUACAACGCCGAUGUGGUGGUGCUGGAGGUGAGCAGCUCCCUGGCACAGCCCUCCCUGUUCUACCACCUGGGCGUGCGUGAGAGCUUCAGCAUGACCAACAACGUGCUCCUCUGCUCCCAGGCUGACCUCCCUGACCUGCAGGCUCUUCGGGAGGAUGUUUUCCAGAAGAACUCGGAUUGUGUUGGCAGCUACACGCUGAUCCCCUAUGUGGUGACAGCCACUGGUCGGGUGCUGUGCGGUGAUGCAGGCCUCCUGAGGGGCCUGGCUGAUGGGCUGGUACAGGCAGGGGUGGGCACCGAGGCCCUGCUAACGCCCCUGGUGGGUCGGCUCGCCCGUCUGCUGGAGGCCACGCCCACGGACUCUUGUGGCUACUUCCGGGAGACCAUUCGGCAGGACAUCCGGCAGGCCCGGGAGCGGUUCAGCGGGCAGCAGCUGCGGCAGGAGCUGGCUCGCCUGCAGCGGAGACUGGACAGCGUGGAGCUGCUGAGCCCCGACAUCAUCAUGAACCUGCUGCUCUCCUACCGCGACGUGCAGGACUACUCGGCCAUCAUUGAGUUGGUGGAGACGCUGCAGGCCUUGCCCACCUGUGACGUGGCCCAGCAGCACAAUGUCUGCUUCCACUACACGUUUGCCCUCAACCGGAGGAACAGGCCUGGGGACCGGGAGAAGGCACUGGCUGUGCUGCUGCCCCUGGUACAGGGUGAGGGCUCUGUGGCCCCUGACCUAUACUGCAUGUGCGGCCGUGUCUACAAGGACAUGUUCUUCAGCUCUGGCUUCCAGGAGGCUGGGCACCGAGAGCAGGCCUAUCACUGGUAUCGCAAGGCCUUUGAUAUGGAGCCCAGCCUCCACUCCGGCAUCAACGCGGCCGUGCUGCUCAUUGCUGCUGGGCAGCGUUUUGAGGACUCUGAAGAGCUCCAGCUCAUAGGCAUGAAGCUGGGUUGUCUGCUGGCCCGAAAAGGCUGUGUGGAGAAGAUGCAGUAUUACUGGGAUGUAGGCUUCUACCUGGGAGCUCAUAUCCUCGCCAAUGACCUCGCCCAGGUGGCGCUGGCAGCAGAGCAGCUCUACAAGCUCAAUGCUCCCAUAUGGUACUUGGUGUCCAUGAUGGAAACUUUCCUGCUGUACCAGCACUUCAGACCCAUGCUAGAGCCUCCUGAAGGAUCCCUGCACCGUGCCCACUUCUGGCUCCGCUUCUUGCUACAGUCCUGUCAGCCACUCAAGACGGCUUGUCCCCAAGGGGACCAGUGCUUGGUGCUGGUCCUGGAAAUGAACAAGGUGCUGCUGCCCGCGAGGCUCGAGAUUCAGGGUACUGACCCGGUGAGCGCAGUGACCCUGAGCCUGCUGGAGCCCGAAACCGAGGACAUUCCGUCCAGCUGGACCUUCCCAGUGGCCUCCAUCUGUGGGGUCAGCUCCUCGAAGAGGGACGAGCGCUGCUGCUUCCUCUACGCGCUUCCCCCGGCCCAGGAUGUGCAGCUGUGCUUCCCCAGCGUAGGGCACUGCCAGUGGUUCUGCAGCCUGAUCCAAGCCUUGGUGACGAAUCCGGAUUCCACGGUGCCCGCAGAAGAGGGAGAGGGCGUGGGGGAGGUGCUGGAGUUCGAUUAUGAGUACAUGGAGACGGGCGAGCGGCUGGUGCUGGGCAAGGGCACCUAUGGGGUAGUGUACGCGGGCCGCGAGCGGCACACACGGGUGCGCAUAGCCAUUAAGGAGAUCCCGGAGCGGGACAGCAGGUUCUCUCAGCCCCUGCAUGAAGAGAUCGCUCUGCACAAACGCCUUCGCCACAAGAACAUUGUGCGCUACCUGGGCUCUGCCAGCCAGGACGGCUACCUCAAGAUCUUCAUGGAGGAAGUGCCUGGAGGCAGCCUGUCCUCCUUGCUGCGGUCAGUGUGGGGACCCCUGCAGGACAAUGAGAGCACCAUCAGUUUCUACACCCGCCAGAUCCUGCAGGGACUCAGCUACCUGCAUGACAACCGCAUAGUCCAUCGAGACAUCAAGGGGGACAAUGUACUGAUCAACACCUUCAGUGGGCUGCUCAAGAUCUCUGAUUUCGGCACCUCCAAGAGGCUGGCAGGCAUCACACCCUGCACUGAGACCUUCACAGGGACCCUACAGUAUAUGGCCCCAGAAAUCAUUGACCAGGGCCCACGAGGGUAUGGGAAGGCAGCUGACAUCUGGUCGCUGGGCUGCACUGUUAUCGAGAUGGCCACAGGUCGCCCACCCUUCCAUGAGCUAGGGAACCCGCAAGCUGCCAUGUUUCAGGUGGGCAUGUACAAGGUGCAUCCGCCAAUGCCCGCUUCUCUGUCAGCGGAGGCCCAAACCUUCCUUCUCCGAACUUUUGAGCCGGACCCCCGGCUCCGAGCCAGUGCUCAGGCACUGCUGGGGGACCCCUUCCUGCAGCCUGGGAAGAGGAGCCGCAGCCCGGGCUCUCCCAGACAGGCACCGCGGCCCUCAGAUGCCCCUUCAGCCAGCCCCAUUCCUUCCGCUGACCCGACCACCCAGUCCCAGACAUUCCCGUGCCCUAAGGCACCCUUUCAGCAUCCACCCAGUCCGCCCAAGCGCUGCCUCAGUUAUGGAGACACCAGCCAGCUUCGGGUGCCCGAGGAACCCGGGGCAGAGGAGCCCACGUCCCCCGAGGAGAGUUCUGGGCUGAGCCUGCUGCACCAGGAGAGCAAGCGCAGGGCCAUGCUGGCCGCGGUACUGGAGCAGGAGCUGCCCACACUGGUGGAGAAUCUGCGCCCAAAGCAGGAACAGGGUCCCCAUCUGGGCAGUAAUCAUGUGGAACAGCUACUGCGCUGCCUCGGAGCGCACAUUCACACACCCAACCGUCGGCAGCUGGCCCAGGAGCUGCGGGCGCUACAAAGGCAGCUGCGGGCUGAAGGCCUUGGGCCUGUGCUUCUGCAUGGACCGCUCUUCGCCUUCCCAGAUGCGGUGAAGCAGAUCCUCCGGAGGCGCCAGAUCCGCCCACACUGGAUGUUCGUGCUGGACUCGCUGCUCAGCCGAGCUGUACGCGUAGCCCUGGCUGUCUUGGGCCCAGAGGUGGAGACGGAAGCGGUCCCACCGAGGUCAGAGGAGUCAAGUAAAGAAGAGGAACCCCAGUCCAAGCAACAGGAAACCUUGGUCCAGUUGAGCCGGCUCCCUGGGGAGCUAGAGCAGGGAUCCCCGCCCUUGAUGGUGCAGCUGGGCCUCUUGCGAGCAGAAACCGAUAGGCUUCGAGAGGUCCUGGCCGAGAAGGAACGGGAGUACCAGGCCCUGGUGCAGCAAGCUCUACAGCAGGUGAAUGGGAAGACCAGGAUCUUCGCCCUGGCCUCUGAGCCCCCAGCUGCUCUCACCGUGGACCAGGGCCUGGUGCAGUGGCUACAGGAACUGAAUGUGGAUUCAGGCACCAUCCAGAUGCUGCUGAACCACAGUUUCACCCUCCAUACCCUAUUGACCUGUGCCACUCGAGAUGACCUCAUCUACACCCGCAUCAGGGGAGGGAUGGUGUGGCGCAUCUGGAGAGCCAUCUUGGCGCAGCGAGCAGGAUCCACGCCCGUUACCCCUGGCCCCCAGGAGGCUGAAUGAGAACUCAGAGACAGGAGGGCAGACCCAAGGAUGGAUGAACGGAGAAGACACAAGUAGCUUCUGCUGUACCUGCGCCAGGACGCAGGCUCAACUGGAGGAGGCCAGGUGGAUGGGGGGCAGGCAGGGCCCAGGUGGGCAGAACCAACCACAAAGAUGCGCCAAGCGUAUCAAGUACCACCAGGCAAAGACUAUUAAACAGAACACCUUUGUACGCUUGGGCCUU
This is a messenger RNA of Hyaena hyaena (striped hyena), 4490 nucleotides long. It is a transcript of the gene MAP3K6, whose product is annotated as mitogen-activated protein kinase kinase kinase 6. NCBI's taxonomy places the organism in Eukaryota, Metazoa, Chordata, Mammalia, Carnivora, Hyaenidae. Gene Ontology annotation, biological process: MAPK cascade; cellular response to stress; protein phosphorylation. The record is from RefSeq and is a predicted model, not a curated record. Gene Ontology annotation, molecular function: ATP binding; MAP kinase kinase kinase activity. The transcript has 29 exons. Bases 380 to 4267 code for a protein of 1295 amino acids.